This is a messenger RNA of Oncorhynchus keta (chum salmon), 9307 nucleotides long. It is a transcript of the gene adpgk, whose product is annotated as ADP-dependent glucokinase. The transcript has 8 exons. The coding region runs from base 583 to 2067 and encodes 494 amino acids. Gene Ontology annotation, molecular function: ADP-specific glucokinase activity. Gene Ontology annotation, cellular component: endoplasmic reticulum. Gene Ontology annotation, biological process: glucose metabolic process. Lineage: Eukaryota; Metazoa; Chordata; Actinopteri; Salmoniformes; Salmonidae. The record is from RefSeq and is a predicted model, not a curated record.
AACCAUGUUUUUGAUUGGGUCUGUCUUAAAAGUUGUCAAGCAAGCUGGCUAAAUUAGCUAGCUAGCUAACAAAUAUAUUUGAUAGGAUGCUGACAGUGCUAGCUAGCAAACUAGCAAUGUUUGAAUGGAGAUAACGCAACUUUGACAGUGGUUGUCAGUAUGUUGGGUAUAACGUUACCAAACCGUGGAGGCAUUACGUUAGCUUACUAGAAACAAUUUUUGUAGCUUUUUUAGCUCCAUUGGAGUGCGUGAGCUAACCAGCUCAGCAACGGUAACGUUAGACCCAGAGCUAUCCGAUCAAGCUAGCUAACAUUUGAUACUCGUCAAAAACUUCAUUGGUAAUUAGCUAGCCUUUCGUCCUAAUUAUGACCUCUUUUGCCAUACUAGCCAUGUCUUAAAGUGAUUUACGAAUGGAUAACUAAAGUUAGCUAGCUACUAAUAAUAUGGAAGUUAAUGCAACGAUGACACAUCACCCUGUUUAACUUUGAUGCUACCAGCUAGCUAGCUACCAUGAUUCCGCCUGUUAACCUUGAUAGCUGUAAAGUCAUUUCGCACAUCAGCUAACUAGAAGUCUGAGAAAACAUGUGGCGGAAGGCUGCGGGAGCUGCCCUGUUGGCCUUGGCCGUUGGAUACUUCUACCACACCAACCCUGAGCUGCCUGAACAAGUUAUCCAGUACUUGUCCCUGCCUCAUCCAUCCACUCAGAGCGACCCAACCUUGGAGCAGGUUAUCUCCACUGCCUGGGAGACCCUAAUAACGGCCCCCGCCAGUCAGUGGGGCAGAGUGGCAGUAGGGGUGAAUGCAUGUGUGGAUGUUGUGGUGUCGGGGAUAGGACUGCUACAGGCUUUGGCUGUGGAUCCUGGGUUGGGCCGUGACCAUGAAGUGUUACACUCUAAAGAGGACCUGAAAGAGGCUUUCAUCCACUACAUGGAGAGGGGGUCCGCGGCGGAGCGUUUCUUCACCGACAAAGAGGUCUUCCAGAGGAUUGCACGGGCCGCUGCAGAGUACCCUGGUGCUCAGCUAUAUGUUGGAGGAAAUGCUGCUCUCAUUGGACAGAAACUUGCCACAUACCCUCAGCUGAUGGUUCUGCUAUGUGGGCCUGUUGGGCCUAAACUACAUGAGAUGCUGGACGAGCAAAUCGUUGUACCCCCCGAGUCCUUGCAGGAGACUGAUGAAUAUCACCUAAUUCUGGAGUACAAAGCAGGGGAGCAGUGGGGUGCGACACGGGCACCCCAAGCCAACCGCUUCAUCUUCUCCCAUGACGUGUCCAAUGGGGAGAUGAGAGCACUGGAGAUGUUCGUGGCCAGCCUGGAUGAGUUCCAGCCAGACCUGGUGGUCCUGUCCGGUCUGCACAUGAUGGAGGGCCAGGGGAGGCAGAUGUGGGAGCAAAGGCUCAAAGAGGCAGUGGCGGCCAUUUCUGACGUCCGCAAUGCGGUACCCGUCCACCUGGAGCUAGCAAGCAUGACUGACAAAGACUACAUGAACAGCAUCAUGCAAGAGCAGGUCAUGCCCAUAGUGACAUCCAUCGGGCUGAAUGAGCAGGAGCUACUUUUCCUCUCCCAGGCCGGCACAGGGCCUCACGCUGAGCUGGCCUCCUGGGGGGGCAUACCGGAUGUAGGCCGCGUCAGUGACAUCCUCCUGUGGGUCCUUGAGCAGCAUGGACGCAGUGACCCCGAGUCGGAGGCUGACCUCACGCGUAUCCACUUUCACACUCUGGCGUACCAUGUCCUUGCCACUGUGGACGGGCACUGGGCCAACCAGGUGGCCGCCGUGGCAGCAGGAGCCCGUGUGGCCAGCAUCCAGGCCUGCGGCCUCCAAAGCAUAGAUGCCAGUAAGGUGGUCCUUAGAGCUCCGCUGGAGUUCCACAGCUCCCACGGCGAACCUAGAGAGAAGUUGUCCCUGAACCCAACUGAGCCUGUCACUGUUUGGCACCGUGGCAACGUGACCUUUCACCUUGCACCCGUGCUGGUCUGCAAGCAGCCACUCCGGACAGUAGGGCUUGGGGACGCCAUCUCAGCAGAGGGGCUCGUAUACUCUGAGAUCAGGCCACAGCUGCCAUUUUUGUGAGGUCCUUUUUUGUUGCACUCUUGUUCUUUUAUUGUAUGGUGGUGUGCACCAUAUCUCCCCAACCCCAACCAGUGAUGUCUUUACCUGUACUGUAGCUUUUUCUUGGGUUGAAAUUCUGAUCCUUGGUUAGCUAAGUAUUUUGCACUGGGCACAGUUUAAGCCAUUUCUGUAACUCCAAGGAGUUGUGCUGGGUUACCUCUGAUUUCAUUUGCCUUGUGAAAAUUCUAUGUAAAUGUUUGUGUACAAAGACAAUGCCAAAGCUGCUUGUCAGUUUGGUUUGGAGGGGGGAAAUGGAAAAACAUUCAGCGAUAUGGUCUCCAUAAGUAGCGGUGCGAUUUCAGACAGGGUUUGAGCUUUCAUGCUGCACAAUAGAGGAGCAACCUCCUGUGCACAUAUGCAGAUGCUGAACAGUGCCAAUGAGUUCAGCCUCUUGCAUCACACUCUUUUGGAAUUUUAUUUUCACAUCAUCUCGCUGAGUCUUAGUUCAAUUUCCUUCAAUAAUCUUUUCUUGUUGACCCUGUUCAGAACAAGCUCCCUCAUCCAAGCACUAUAGUUGGCGAAAGUGGGGUAAGUUGAGCCAAAUGGUUAGUUGAGCCACCCCUUGUUUCUAGGAAACUAUACAUUUUGUGUAUCAUGUGACCAAAUAUUUAGGAAGGGGUCAUAAUUUCAUGGAGUCUGGGAAGGAAGAAACCACAUGGGAAAAGUGGUCCAAAGGGUAAAAAAAAAAAAAAAGAUUUUCACUGUCAAAUGAAUUUCUGUUAUAGGUUUCAUGUUUGUAUCUAAACCAAAGUAGAUUGUUUUAUACAUCAGUUGCCGCUUCUAUAAGCUGCAAUAUGAGGUCCUAAACCUAGCAUUAAAGUGCAUCCUUGUAGCUACAGUAUAUGGGCUAAUAUAGUCAAUGUUUGCCUCGAGGUAAAUUGAACCAAUCACUACCAUACCCCAUACAAAUGAUGAUUAUUUGGUUAGUUUUAUGCACAAUAUGCAUAGUAUUUUAGCAAUGUGUCAUGCAUAUGAACUCGAGUAGUGUAUUUUUAUUGUUACAGCGCAGACAUCAUGCCACGUGUGUACAAACGUAAAACAAGCAGGGGUCUAGCCCCCCUUUAGCUUCUUGAGAGCAGCCAAGGAAGGGAAGAAGUCCAUUCAAGCAGCAGCAGCAAUGGAUGAAAAAAAUGUACUGAAUGACACCUGAAGAGGUACUAUAAUGUUUAACCGUGAGUAAAAUACAUGUUGGAUUUUUUUUUUAAAGACAGUCCUGAUGGAAAACCACAUUUCUUAGUAAACUUUCCAAAUGUCGACAAAACAAAAUAUGCCAGACAAGGGCGGGAUCUUGUGUCUAUAAAAUGUGUUAUGUGAGAAAUGGUGGUGGAAAAGCUUUUAUGCAUAAAUAUUGAUUUAACUAUAUCAAUAACCACCAGGCAUUAUACACAAGGCUCAUUCCUCUGCACAGGUGUUGCUGCUACCUGGCAGAUCUGGAUAGGUAUUUUAUAUAUCAGCCAUAUACACAUGUUAUAACAAUCUGUCAGUCAAUGACACCGUUGAUGUGGCACGCAAACAUUGGUUGAUGCAUGCAAUGUCUGAGCAGGGGAAUGUGACCAAGGUCUUAUCUGAUGACAUGGAGUCUGUCUUGCUAAACAUAUCAAGCAUCUUGCGGACCAGUUUUAUGGGCUUAGUAGCCUCAAAUACAGAGAACAUGCCUAUGAUUUGGCACAUCAAAACUACUUCCGUGUCCCAGACAACGGCUUAAGAAAUUGAAUAGUAAGUGGUAUUGAACAGCGAGAUCUAUAUCAAUGUAGGCAUACAUUUAACAUAUACAAUAUACCACACUCCCAUCCAUGAAUUAAACAGUGCCCUACCAGCAUCAUCACCCACUUAGGGUAAGUUGUGCCUAGAGACCACUUUUUGUGGACAAAUAUGUUUUCAAAACGUAUACUAUAUUUCCCUUGACAUAGUGAUGCUGAAUGUAAAAUAGUAGUAGAAUCUCACAACUACAUCCCCUCAUUACAAUCAAUACAACACCUGUGCAAACUGGGGCUGAAGUUAACCAUCCAGACAGUUUUUUUGUGGAGAUUUGGUCAUUUAGUUUUCAUUUGGCCAAAUGAAUCCAUUUAAUCCAUCAAUGAAAACAGUGAUGAAGCAAAAACAAAUGUUAUUUUGGGAUGAUGUGAUAACUUAUUACUUAAAUUAAAGGGUAAUAGUACACUAGUAGGGCUUCAUUCAGGCUUAAAGUGUGCCCUUUUUUAAUGGAGCCUUUACAGGUUUCCAUGUCAUGCAGAUGAUGGGACAUGUUGAUAGGACCUGUUCAAUACCCACAAAGUGCAGUAGGAAGGGUUGUGGCUGACAUGUCCUAUGACAUGCCCAGCAGACAAGGCUGGUAUGGAAGAUUGCUCACCCAGACUGGGUUUCCCAAAAUCGGUGCACGUUUUGGUUUUUGCUCCGUCACGACACACCUGUUUCAAAUAAUCAACUAAUCAUCAAGCUUUGAUCAUUUGAAUCAGCUGUGUAGUGUUAUGAAAGAAAGAAAAAACGUGCACCCCUUGGGGUCCCGAAAACUGAGGUUGGGAAACGCUGCAGUAGUAACUCUUUAGCACAUCUGAUGAGACUGCUAUCUAUUCUAGUACUUGGCUGCUGUCCUCUGGCUAGCUGUUUGCCCUGUCACUCUCUGUUUGAAUACUUUGAAUGCCAGUCGCACACAAAAGCUGUACUCCUACAGCUGUCAUGACAUCCACCUAAGCCGUAAAUAAUAUUUGGAUCUCUUGUCCGCAAUGGCAGACGUACACAAGCAUUCCAAGCCCAUCUGUAUCCUUGACUCACAACUGGGUCAAGCAGACUAUGAGGGGUGAAGUGUGCCAGUGAAAUACUUCAUAUUAUUGUGAAUUGUCACUUUUUGUUCAGCUAUUUUGAUCAACUUUACAAGUAAACAUGUAAAUUAUACCUGUUACAUUGCAACUAAUGAAGCCCCUUGUUAAAACUCCUACAAAGACAGAUUGUUACUGACAGGGUGCUGUUGGACAUUGCACACAGCAGACUGUGAUGAAAGUCUGCAGACCCAGUAUGACGAGUACGAUCUAGUACUUUUCUGUUGUCCUCUGGCUAGCUGCUUCCUCUAGCUUCUGCCAGUGACUGAAUGAUACAAUGAAUAAUGCAAAGAUGUACUUCUACGGCUGUGUAGUCUACUCUGCUGCUGUCAGGACAUCCACCUCGCAGCCGGAAAGUACUAUGUUAAUCUCCAGUCCACAAUGGCGGACGUACACAAGCAUUCCAAGCCCAUCCUUGACUCACAACUGCAUCAAGUGCAGAUUGUGUGGUGUCCAGCCACUAUGUAAAGUCAAUAUUAAUAUUCAGAGUUGCUGCUUUCCACCCCAGCUAAUUUGUAAAGAUUUAGGGCUGUCUUGUUUAUCCUAUGUAGGACAUGCCACAUGGGCAAUUCAACAUGUUAAUAAUUCCUGGUAACUGAUGGAGCCCAUCAUUUCUACGUCUUGGUAUACGCCAUGUUUAUUGGUUUCACAUCAAUUGUGACCUUGAGUAAUUAAGUAGAGGAAAGAUCCAUUUUAAAAGUAUUUGAAAGCACCAUCCAUGUUCAAAUAUCACUUACCUUACUGCUAUAAAGAACUGGAAAGAUUUUUUUGUUUUUUUUGAUGCCCUAGGUACAUUUUUGCUUUGUUGCUGCGAAACUGAGAAUUGGGAUGGUACAAAACAGAGCAAUCAUAAGCUAUGCAGAACUUAUUUGUCUCGAAUCUCAUUGCUUUCUUAGCCUGGUGGAACCAGACAAAGCUUAUGAUAGCUCACAUUGCUUCACUUAAAAUUAAACUUGAGCAUAGCGGUCAGUCUGCUUCAUAUAGAUCCUAUUAAAUUACUAGAGAGCCUAUGUCAUGAACCCUCAAAGUUCCAUAAUGGUAUGAUAAUGGCAGCCAUUUUGGUCAGGGAGAAAUCCAAACCAGUCUAGUUACAUUUACAUUACAUUUAAGUCAUUUAGCAGACGCUCUUAUCCAGAGCGACUUACAAAUUGGUGCAUACACCUUAAGACAUCCAGUGGAACAGCCACUUUACAAUAGUGCAUCUAAAAAUUGCGGGAAAUGGGUUCAUGUUAAUUGAACGCAGACGUUCCAUUGACCAGAAUGGCGCACAAUCAACACAUCUGAUCUAACAAUUUGGAGAUUCUUCAAAUCAGUCAUGAUUUAUGUAUUGUAACAGGCCCACAAUGUGCUUACUUGAGUCCGAUUUUGAUACAUUUGGCUGUUUUUGCUGCAUGUAGAGCCUGUCCUUUUUCAGGUUUAGAAGUGACUGCUAAAUGCGAACUCCCGUUCGUAUAAACUGGUUAGCAUAGAGAAAUCAUUGUUAGUAGUGGGUCGUUUUUAACUGUAAUGCAGUUGAUCGGUAACGAUGACAUGAACAUGUGUUGGGGUUGGCAUCCAUACAAGCAUUAUAUUCUGAUGUUUACCUCAACAUAGUGUGAAAUACACAUAAACAAUUGCCUAAAUGUAGACUAAUGUUGCUGAAUUGCAUUUCCAUGGCAAUUCCAUUGUUUUGGUAGAGUACGUUUGACCUUUAUGCCGCAUAUAUUUCGAAUGAAUAGCAGAAGAGGCAUAGGUGAUGCGUUUCCUGCUUGUACCUAUGCAGGAACAUAAAAGGCAUGCGAUAUCAGAAAUUGUGUAAUAGAAUUGUCAACCUAAAAUACUGUCAUAAUUAUAAAUACAGUUUAUACAGGUUUUAUUCCAAUGUUCUGUAUAAAUAACCUCUAAAAUAUGUAAACCGACCAUAAAUGUUCACAUUUUUGUUUUCUUGGAAAGCUGUGAGUGUUAUUAUAUGAGUACUUCAUAUCAUCAACUGAUUUCAGACAGUGUAUGGCUGUGGAUCGACUGCAUUGUUUGUUUGGAAUGUUAAUUAGAAAACAUUUAUGGAAUCAUUCCACUAAAACUGGUUGGCUAGCUAACAAACAUACAGUGCAGAUAAAUCUUCAAAUUCAUUGUUUUACACAAUAGUGUAUCCAGUGGUGGCUGGUGGCACUUUAAAUGGGGAGGACCUGCUCAUAGUAAUGGCUUGAAUGGAAUGGUAUCAAUCACCAACCAUCCUCCCCUCAACAGCUUCCCCUGCUCUUAUCACAGCACUGGCUGACCAUGGUUGACCAACUCCCUUACCAAAAUGGCUGAUCUUUUAUACUGUCAUGAGAAGGUUCAUGUCCAUUCUAGUAUUCUAAUUCCUAAUUCUAUCGUCUGCUUGACCAAGCUACUGCUUUAUUGUAUGGUCAUGGGAAUGUGCCAGUCUUCUUUGACAGCUUUGUGUUGAAAUAGUGACUGUAAAUAUGCAUUUAGUAAGAAAUUGAGUAUUCCUUUUCAUUGCAGUGAAAAUGUUAGGUACAAUGGUUUGGUAAUACAGUUCGAGAGUUGCUAGGGUUUUCAGGGCAUUCUUCUGAGGCUGGUGAGACAUAUGCCUACUUCCUUUGCUGAUUUCAUCUGUUGUUUUUGUUCGAUAAAUUCACAUCCUACCGUUUGAUUGACACUCAUCAUUGAGGAUGUUGCCCCUUGGAUGGAGCUAUGAUCAAAUUUGGGUGUAGCUGCCAUCAACCACACCUUUUAUAUGCAUAAGUAGAUUUCACAAAUUUUUGUCGGCAAUAUGACAUCAUACAUAUCGUGGUUACUUCCUGCUUACAGAUACUACCACCAACAACAAUAUUCAAGGUGCAGUGGCUAGAUGUAGAUGCGAGCAUAGGUUAUUUACUACUAAUUUUCCAAAGAUAAUUUAGUAUUUACCAGGUAUCAUUAAAGAAGCAUUCUGCCUUGUUUGUGUCUAGUUUAGUCAUUUGUAGCUCUACUGAGUUUUCAGCACUUUAAAAUGAGACUAUUUGAUGUAAUUUCAUAUUAACACCCAUGUCUUACUGUCAAGGAUAGCAACAGUUAUGCUAGCUCAUUAGGUGGAAACACUGCAACUUAACAACUAGACCUCCUUUUGAAGUUUACUUUAACUGGUACCGGGCUACCUUCAAACAAGUUUUGUAAGUGUCCUAGAGCAAAACAAGCAACACGUUCGUGAGAGUCUCACCUUUCCAUAGAGUGGUCAUAUUAGUUUGUAGGUCAAACCGUUCGGACACUACAGAUGUUUGUAAGAAAACCGAUUUUUGGUAUGUUUCAUGGUCUGACAAAUGCUGCUGUAGCUCGGCCACCUUCCCCCGCAGAUGUGGAAGGCUGUCAUUGGCGUAUGCAGUGGAUUGAGACGCCGCCCAUGCAACAACAACAAAAACAUCUAGUUUAAAACACGGAUUUUGAUGGGUAUGUUUUUAUUAUGUUGAUUAGAUUUCCGCGGGGGCGCGGACAUCGACUCUAUGGGGUUAAAAUGUUUAUGGAAAUAUAUAUGGAAGUAGUUUAGUGCCAAAAAAAGGGGUUAAAUAUGGGAAUUAAAAAAUAUAUAUAAUUUCAGAUAUAGGACAGACACUUCAAAACAAACUUCCUUUUGAGUCUGAAUCUGUUACUCAAUGCGUUGCUAUGGGCAGUAAGUAAGCAGUAAGUCUCCCCCCAAAAAAUACAUUUGCUUUAAUAUAUUGAUACCUAAAUGGGUCCUAAAAUUCUAUAUCAGAUAAAUAAAUUAUCCUUGGUAUGACCAUCGUAAAACACCCCCACCAGCCCUAUAAUUUGUAAAUAUUUCACAAAUAAAUCAGACACCAUUCUCUUAAAAUAUAGUAUUGGUUUGAAGAUCAAAUACAGCUUUAGUUGACUGAGCCCUUGAUAAUGGGGCAGUUAUACACAAAAUACUCCAUAUGUACAUACAUUGUUUGUCGAUUAGCAGAGUAUGGAAAUCAAUUUUUCCAGUACAAGUAGCUGUGUAAUAUGUGGGGAAAUAAUCUGUGAAUUUUAGAGAUAAAAUGUUUUUUUGUGUGUCAGUGAUAUGCUUAGAAUUUUAGUGAGAAAAUCAGUAAUUUGUCUUAAACUUUGUCUACAACCAACCGUACGGUUGACUCCAUAAUGUUAAUCAUGGGCACAAUCUGUUCUAUGGAAAUAUACUGUACUCUCACCACAAUCAUGUGGACCUUGAACAUAUGAGUACAAUAAUUAUUUAUUACAAAUCUAUUCUAAAAUAUAAAAUAAUUAUUACUCAAGAAUUGUUCAGACUUUUGUGAAUUAGUGUCCAUUAUGCAAAGUCUUAUUGGAUUCCCUUUUCUUUUGUCAUCUGAUGUUAAGACUGGAACUCAACUGAUAUCUUAAGUUUGGAAAUGUUUUUAUAUUAAUAAAGUCUCCUAUUUUCAUGUCAA